This is a messenger RNA of Copidosoma floridanum, 1700 nucleotides long. It is a transcript of the gene KdelR, whose product is annotated as ER lumen protein-retaining receptor. Gene Ontology annotation, biological process: protein retention in ER lumen. Gene Ontology annotation, molecular function: ER lumen protein retrieval receptor activity. Gene Ontology annotation, cellular component: membrane. The record is from RefSeq and is a predicted model, not a curated record. NCBI's taxonomy places the organism in Eukaryota, Metazoa, Arthropoda, Insecta, Hymenoptera, Encyrtidae.
CGCAGCCACGUCACAUUGGUGUGCCGUGUUGCCGACGAUACAGUCGGUUGCAGCAGCAGCCACCGAGUCCUUUUCCCUUAGUAUCGUCCUCUGUUUUUUUUCCUUCAUUCGCCUCUCCUCGUGCAAGGGUACAUUUUGUUGUUAUUGUGUUGUGUACUUACUUCCUGCCUUGCUCUCGUGUGUGCUCUAUAAGUAUACAAGUUCUUUUUCGCGUCGCGUUUUUUUGAUAUAAUACACAAACACACACGUGGCGGCUCUGGUCAUCUCUCUCUUACACUCCCUUGUCGAGGACAACGCAUUCGCGGGGUUCGCAGGGUGCAAAAGCAAAGUGGAGGAUUUGAGUUAGUUGACGAGAAAAAAAACUCUGGAGCCAAUAUGAACAUCUUCCGACUUUUCGGCGAUCUGUCGCACUUGCUCGCCAUCAUCAUUCUGCUGCUCAAAAUAUGGAAAACGAGGAGCUGUGCCGGCAUAAGUGGAAAAUCUCAAAUCCUGUUUACCAUCGUUUACACAACACGAUAUCUAGAUCUGGUGACCACUUAUGUUUCUGCAUACAACACUAUUAUGAAGCUAGUUUUCAUAGCAGCUGCAUAUACCACUCUGUUCUUGAUGUAUAUGAAAUUCAAGGCCACAUAUGACCAAAAUCAUGAUACCUUCAGGAUUGAGUUUUUGAUUAUACCAGCCAUAGUCUUGUCUCUGCUGAUAAAUCAUGACUUUACAGUCUUGGAGGUUUUAUGGACCUUUAGUAUCUACUUGGAAUCGGUCGCUAUUCUGCCUCAACUGUUUAUGGUGUCAAAGACAGGUGAAGCUGAAAGUAUAACCAGUCAUUAUUUAUUUGCUUUAGGAUCUUAUAGAGGUCUGUACCUGUUGAACUGGGUGUACCGUUACUACGCGGAAAACCAUUAUGAUUUCAUUGCUAUCAUAGCUGGCCUUGUACAGACAGUUCUGUAUUGUGAUUUCUUUUAUUUAUACAUCACCAAAGUACUAAAGGGCAAAAAGCUGUCGUUGCCAGCUUAAGACUCACGAGUAUUAUAGAAAAUAACAUCCAACAACUUCAAAUUUUUGUCAAAAUGAAGCUAUUGCAGGUAAUCGCUGUACGAUUACUGCGUGAAAUAUUUUUUAAGAAAAAGAUUCGAGCGAGUUUAAACACUGUGCGCACAAAAUGUAAUUUUGCCAAAUCUGAAGCGCUCUAAGACCUCUGCUCAUUAAAAUCUUCUCGAUAUUCCUACUUUUAUAUGGCGAAUAUUGUAGAUUUACUUAUCGAUACCUUAAUUUUAAUUAUUAUUCAGACAAUUUUUUGUAUGACUGUGCAAUUUAGUUUGCAAUCGAAACUUUGAGAAAAUUGAAUUCUUUUUUAAUUACGUUUUUAGAUUAUUGUUUACCACAUAAGUAUAACAAGUCAUACUUUUUUAAUGUAACUGAUAGUUUCACAUAGUUUUACUGUAAAUGUUCAAUUUUACCAUUUUGUCACUAACCCAAAAAAAUUGAGGUAUCAGUUGAAUAAUAAUAAGAAAACUCCAGUAACAUCAUACUUAAUAAGUAAUCGCUCCUUGUGUAUAAUUUACAGUGUUUAUUUUGUGUGAAUGUAUGUUGAUGUAAAACACUUUGAAGUUUCAAAACUUGCGUAUACUUAGAGAUCGAAUUGAAAUAUUGUCUGUUACUUUAUGAUUUUUAUCAAUCAAAAUAAAAUUAUAAUAAAAUAG